CGAAACCCAACAUUUACUCUCUCCUCCAUUUUCUCCCCGGGCUAGAUUUUGUCUCUCUCUUCUUUGAAGAAACUCCACGAGCUAUGGGAUAUGGCGGAUUUCAAAUCCAUUCGGACCCUCAUUUAUGUUGAAUUUUCGGAUUGCUCCCAGGGAAAAAAGUAUUCUUUUUCUCCAUUGAUCUGUGAUUAGGGUUUCAGAUCAUUGCCUGUUGUUUCACUGCUAAAUUUUGUUAUUCUUUUUUUGGUAUACAGGGAAAGAUUCUUUUGUAUAUUUUACUCGUAUAUAUUUUUUGUUUUUAUCUUUUGAUACAAAACAGAUCAUCUGUAGGGGGAGAUCAUUUUGAUUCUUAUUGUUGUUUAUGACAAUAGGUAAUUUUUUUUGUUUUGGGGGGAAAUAAGGUAAUUUUCAUUGCUGAUCUUUCAGAAUUUUAGGGUUCUUCAGGAAAAACUCUAUGAGAUUUUAGGUGAGUUUGUUUUAUUGUCAUCCGAAAAUUGAGAGUUUUGCCGUUGAAUCUUGCACAUAAAAAAGAGAGAAAUUUCUUUAAGUAGAGACAUAGGGGGAGUUAUAACAAAAAAAAAGUGUUAAUCUACUCUUUUUCAUCAUUUCAUGCCUUUUCCUUUAGGUUUAAUCUAAAAAAAGUAGAACAGAAAUCUAGUGUCCUAGAUAGAUUUGAAAAUGGCCUUGAACUAUUCACAUAUGCCCAUAUUCCCCGCUCAUAUACCUGAGGACAAUAUGGUGUCCCCAAUGAGGAUUGUGAAUGGGUGUCUCGUGGAGGGUAUUCCAGAUAAGACUGGGGAAGGAUUUAUCUGGCCGCGACAUGCAAGUUGGGAGCGAGAGGAGUGGUUUGAAUGCGGGAGAGAGAGAGUUGAUAGCUGUGGAUUGCGAGAAUCCGCAUCCAAAGAUAUCGUUGACCUUCUGCCUUCUGACCCAUUUGAGAUGGGCAUAAACACAUAUUCAUUUGAGAUGGCUUUGAGAACCACUUUUACAGCACUUCGUGGUUGGCUUAAUGACCUGGAAAUAGAUUGUGGCAGAUUACAGAAAGAUAUUGUUGGCCCGAUCAAAGAGGAUUAUAGUUUUCUUAACGGAUUAGAUUUUAUUUGGGAUAAUGCUAUGAUGUUUUCGCACUCUUCGAGCAAUGUUCAAUCAGAUCAUAAGUUGAAUGCAUCGUGUUCCAUGAAUCCAUUACCCAAGGAAGUAGUCACUGGGGAUGCAUUGGUACCCUGCUUUGGUACAACAACAGUUUGCAGUACAAGAGAUAGUAGUUUAGGGUUUGACUGUGAAUAUACUGAUGAUUUUAUUGCACAUAUGGAAGAGGAAGAUUUGUCUUGCCAUGAUGAUGACAAUGGAGAAGCUCCACAUGAAGGUUUGUUUUAUGCUCUUGGUUAUCUUGGAGUCAAGGAUCUUUUAUCCGUUCAAAUGGUUAGCAAGUCGUUUCGGUCUACUGUCAAAGAUGAUCCGUUGUUGUGGAGGAACAUUCACAUCUUUAAGCCCUUAAAUGAGAGGAUCACAGAUGAUGCUCUUCAGCUUUUGUCUAGCAUGGCCAAAGGUAAUGUGCGAUGCCUAAGCUUUGUUGAUUGCCAUUUGAUAACCGAUGAUGGUCUAAGGCGUGUACUUGAAGCUAAUCCACGUGUGACAAAGCUCUGUGUUCCUGGAUGCACAAGACUAAGCAUCGACGGCAUUAUGAACAUUUUAGAGGCUUUUAACUCAAAACAGGGAAGUCGCAUAAGGCACCUGAGAGUCGGUGGCCUUUACGGCAUGACUCAUGAACAUUAUGAAAGGUUAAUGACCUUGCUACGCGCAGAUAGCCUCAACCAGAAAAGCGAUCACAACCCACAUUUUUAUUCAUGGAGGAGCCGUUAUCGCUUGUGUGAUGAUGACCGUCCUCUUGACAUUGAACCUUGCCCAAAGUGUGACCAGAUACGGCUCGUGUACCAUUGCCCGUCCGAGGUUUGCCGGGCGAAAGACUCUUCAACUCAAGAAUGCCGGGCGUGCAUUAUUUGCAUCCCAAGGUGCAUUGAGUGUGGCAAGUGCUUCGAUGAUGGCCCCUACGAAGAAACCUUUUACCUUGAAAAAGUCUGCGCCGAUUGCUUCAAUCGCAUGGAGAACCAAGGUGAGGGGGAUGUUGGUGGUGGUGGCUCACAUAUGCAUCUCAAUCCAUGUGAGUUUAGCCAAAACAUUUGCAUCCGCGGCUAGAUGGAAGCGUUCGUGGGGGGAGUCUCAAAUCUUAAUAAGGUAAUUUUUUAUGUGCAAAAUACUACUUGCAAAUUUAGUGUGCUAUAAUAAAAGUCAUGAAUAAGCUCGUUGACUCGAUUUACGUUUUAAAUAAACGACAUUUUUCCUUAAAAUGAAGGGAUUCUAAAAUCUUUUUACAUAUUUGUAUACCAUUUGUGUGUAUGUGUGUAAGCAUGAAGCCAUUUUCUCUCCCACCCAUUUUGUGUUUGUAAAUUGUGUUCUAGUGAAAUUAGUGAACAA
Messenger RNA from Cuscuta campestris, 2472 nucleotides. NCBI's taxonomy places the organism in Eukaryota, Viridiplantae, Streptophyta, Magnoliopsida, Solanales, Convolvulaceae. The record is from the annotation of a GenBank genome assembly.